CGCCGGGCGCCCGGCUCCUCUUUUGGGGACACUUGCUAAAAAAACUUUUCCUUCCCCCCCUCUCCUCCCUUCUCUUGCCCCUGUUGCCCCUUCCUUCCCCGCUCCCGCUCGUGUCUCCCCGCCAUGUUAGCUGCGAAGAGGCAAGAUGGAGGGUUGUUUAAGGGCCCACCAUACCCGGGUUAUCCCUUUAUAAUGAUCCCCGACCUCAGCAGCCCGUAUCUGCCCAAUGGAUCGCUCUCUCCGACGGCGAGAACGUAUCUGCAGAUGAAAUGGCCACUGCUUGAUGUUCAGGCAGGGAGCCUUCAAAGUAGACAAGCCCUCAAGGAUGCUAGGUCUCCAUCUCCAGCACACAUUGUUUCUAACAAAGUGCCAGUUGUGCAGCACCCACACCAUGUACACCCUCUUACGCCGCUUAUCACAUACAGCAAUGAGCACUUCACACCAGGAAACCCUCCUCCACACUUACCAGCCGACGUAGAUCCCAAAACAGGAAUUCCAAGGCCUCCACAUCCUCCAGAUAUAUCUCCUUAUUAUCCAUUAUCACCAGGCACUGUAGGACAAAUCCCCCAUCCGCUAGGAUGGUUAGUACCACAGCAAGGUCAGCCAGUGUACCCAAUCACGACAGGGGGUUUCCGCCACCCUUACCCAACAGCUCUGACCGUCAAUGCUUCCAUGUCAAGCUUUCUCUCCUCUAGGUUUCCUCCACACAUGGUCCCGCCACACCAUAGUUUACACACAACUGGAAUUCCUCACCCGGCCAUAGUCACACCAACAGUCAAACAGGAAUCUUCCCAGAGCGACGUCGGCUCACUCCACAGCUCAAAACAUCAGGACUCCAAAAAAGAAGAAGAGAAAAAGAAGCCACACAUAAAGAAACCUCUUAAUGCAUUUAUGUUGUAUAUGAAGGAAAUGAGAGCAAAAGUUGUAGCAGAAUGCACAUUGAAAGAGAGCGCAGCCAUCAACCAAAUCCUCGGUCGAAGGUGGCACGCGUUAUCCAGAGAAGAGCAAGCGAAAUACUAUGAACUAGCAAGAAAGGAGCGACAGCUUCACAUGCAGCUGUACCCAGGCUGGUCUGCACGGGAUAACUAUGGAAAGAAGAAGAAGAGGAAAAGGGAUAAGCAGCCAGGAGAGACCAACGACCUGAGCGCUCCUAAGAAAUGCCGAGCGCGCUUUGGCCUUGAUCAACAGAAUAACUGGUGCGGCCCCUGCAGGAGAAAAAAAAAGUGCGUUCGCUACAUACAAGGUGAAGGCAGCUGCGUCAGCCCACCCUCUUCAGAUGGAAGCUUACUAGACUCUCCUCCGUCCUCCCCCGCCAUGCUCGCCUCCCCCUCCAGAGACUCGAAACCACAGACUGAACAAACGCAACCCCUGUCGCUGUCAUUGAAGCCGGACCCGCUGGCGCACCUGGUGCUGAUGCCGCCGCCAUCCUCGCUGGCGCUCGCCGAGAGCGCCGCGGGCAAGCCCGGCGCCCUGCCCGCCGCCAGCUGCCCCAACGGGGCCCUGGAGCACCCGCCGGCCGCCCUCCCGCCGGCCGCCCCCCUCGCACAGCCCUCCACGUCCUCCCUGCAUUCCCACAGCUCGCUGCCGGGGACACAGCCCCAGCCGCUCUCCCUUGUAACCAAGCCCUUAGAAUAGCUUUAGCCUCCUUAGCCCUUUCCGUUUCCUUUCGGGGGGGAUUGAAUUCUGUUGGUAUUUGGGGUUUUUUUUGGUUUUUUUCCUUUUUUUUUUUUUUUUUUUUUGUUUUUCUUCUCGUCGUCGUCCGCUGUUUGUCGUCGUUUCAUUUUUAAUUUGUGCCAUGUGGCUACAUUAGUUGAUGUUUUAUCGAGUUCAUUGGUCAAUAUUUGACCCAUUCUUAUUUCAAUUUCUCCUUUUUAAAUAUGUAGAUGAGAAAAGCCUCAUGAUUCUGCCAAAAUUUUUAUCAACAGCUGUUUAAAGUCUUUGUAGCGUUUAAAAA
Ficedula albicollis (Collared flycatcher) is the source of this 1954-nucleotide messenger RNA. RefSeq names its product transcription factor 7 like 2 (gene TCF7L2). The record is from RefSeq and is a predicted model, not a curated record. Gene Ontology annotation, cellular component: beta-catenin-TCF complex; catenin-TCF7L2 complex. The transcript is spliced from 12 exons. Gene Ontology annotation, molecular function: DNA-binding transcription factor activity, RNA polymerase II-specific; RNA polymerase II cis-regulatory region sequence-specific DNA binding. Bases 124 to 1635 code for a protein of 503 amino acids. Gene Ontology annotation, biological process: regulation of transcription by RNA polymerase II; canonical Wnt signaling pathway. NCBI's taxonomy places the organism in Eukaryota, Metazoa, Chordata, Aves, Passeriformes, Muscicapidae.